This is a messenger RNA of Aspergillus wentii DTO 134E9, 2060 nucleotides long. RefSeq lists its product as uncharacterized. Lineage: Eukaryota; Fungi; Ascomycota; Eurotiomycetes; Eurotiales; Aspergillaceae. The record is from RefSeq and is a predicted model, not a curated record. The transcript is spliced from 2 exons. The coding region runs from base 202 to 1839 and encodes 545 amino acids.
GCGUUUUUCACUAUGCUGAGCCUCUUUUCUUGCCAUCCGCAACUCCAGCGAUAUUUAUGGGAAUACUAACUUACCCCACCCGAGGACCGUUUUUGCAAUGCCAUCCCCUUUCCAGAGCAAUGUGGGAUGUGUCGAAUUUACAAGUUGGAUUCUUCAGUAACUAGCCGACUUUAAAAGGGCUGUUCAGAAUACCCAUUUAUUAUGGAUUCGAAUUAUCCCCCAUUACCUACUACGGGAGGGCUAGGGAGCUCUUUCCAGGCCCUGUCUCUCCACCAUAUACCUCCCAAAACUGUAUCUGUUACCCCGAGUUCUUAUGAGCCAGGACAGCAACCAGGAAAUGGCGAAUCUCCAGAAGAUCCCCAACACGCUGCAAAAGUCAUAUCGGGAAAUGGGGACGUGAUUAUCGACUACACCGAUCGGGAUGUUGUUUCCUCUUCGUCGUCGAAGACGGCUAGCCAUCGUUGGCAGGUCGCCAGUGGUGAUUUGAUGCAGAAUAGCCCUUAUUUCCGGGCUUUGCUUGAUCCCAACAAGUUCUCUGAAGGUAGGGAUUUCAUGAAGCAGAAGGCUGUGCAAAAAAGCCACAAGCCAGCUCCGAAUGGCCAAGAUGCGAAUGAAAAUAUUAUCUUGCAGAGUGCCCUUCCAACCGUCAGCCUUCCUGCAGACCAAUUUACGCGGAGGCUGGGAGUAGAUGCCCUUGAACUGUUUUUGAGGGUUUUAUCUUCGAACUCCUUGGGCAAUGGGGAGGAAAGAAUCAAUUUCGAAGGGGAAUUGAAAUCCCAGCCUCCAUCUCUGAUUGCCCGGUUGGUCGAGAUUGCGGAUGUCUUUAAUUCCCCAAAUGCAGUCCGAGAAAUCUUGAAAAAAUCAGGCUAUGCCUUUGGGAAGGGAAAAACCCCGGUCACCAAAUUCAAUCCUUCGUUGUUGAAGUUGAAUGAGGAUCGUAUUCGUCAGAUCAUGUUCAUCGCGCACUUCCUCGACGAUCAAGUCGUCUUUCAGGUCUUUUCACAUACCUUGAUCGUCGUUGGGUCGAAAUACUGGCUCAAUAGCGUUGAACCUCCUGCUCCAGAUACCCUUCGUUGGCGGUACUUUUCCAAUGGAAUCGAAGAGGAAUUAUACUACAGACGACAAUGCGUCCUAAACACAAUAACAGACCUACAAGCAUAUUUUCUUCGAGCCUACGGCGCCCUCGAAGAACUCGACGAUCCCAAACCAACCACCGCCCCGGCACCUGUCACAUUCACAACCACCAUCCGACCCCGUACAUACCAAUGUCGUUUUGGAUACGGCAAUUCCAGCGCCUGCGACGCUUUCCACCUAGGCCAAAUGACCCGGUUCUUCGCUCUACGCACCAAAACCAUAUUCUUCGGGUCUACCCUCAUCGAUCCUGACUUCAGCCUGGAUUCCGACGAAGAAGAAGACCAAGAUGACUACGACGCAAAUGAUAACGCCAACGCCGCAGCGGGGCGCCCCCAGUCCGGCCCAUCAUCCGACAUCACAGCCCUCCUUGCGUCCCUCAAACAAUGUCCCGACUACCAGAUCGACUCAAGCCACCUUGGAUGCGGUGUACGGCGCCGCUUCGUCCCCCCACUGGAUUGUAUUGAGCGAUUCGUGGGCGAUGGUAGAGGUUUACUCGGUAUUGUCCUUCGACUUUGGGAUAGGAAAUCGCCACUUACUUCCUCCUCCUGGGCGAAUCGGUCACUCCGAAGGGCUCGCGCGGUUGAUGUCCGUUUCUCCAAAAUCAAUGCAAUCCACUAUACCACACCGGGGCCAUUACGUUCUAGUUCGCAGGAAGAAGAUGCCCGGCUGUUUUUUACCGCGAAGAAACGGAACUGGGAAUCCUAGGUGCUGCUUCCGGUUUAUUUUCUGCGCUGAUUACAAUGUUACGACGUCAUUUACUGGAUACGACGAAAACAUGAUGAAUAAAAAUUAUAGACGUUUUGGUUAAAAGGAUUUUGACUUCUUUUUGAAUAACGUUGUAUAGGGUUAGAGUGAUGUUUAGUUGAGUAUAUAUCAAAAUAUAGAGCAUAAAAAUGAUAACGAUAUGAAAUCAAUGAGUCAUUGCC